AUGAAUAGUAUGCAUCAUACUUAUGGUUGCUCAAAAACAUUAAUCGUACAACGUCUAACAACUCUUCAACGGCAACUUCAAGAAGCAUCACAAGCAUUACAAGAGUUUGGAAAUCCACCAUUACCUCAAUGUCUAUCUGAAAUGAAACCUUCAUUAGAUUUUACAACAAUGUCAGCAAUGGUUACAGUUGUUGUCGGACAAGGUGAACAUAAAUUAAAGCAACAAUUUGAAUAUAAUAAAAAAAUGUUAAAAUUAGACUCAACAGAUCAUCGUUUAGUACAAUAUGUUUAUGAUUUGAAACCUAAUAAACAACAAAUUCGGUCUAUUCGUAAUAUAUGA
Rotaria sp. Silwood1 is the source of this 339-nucleotide messenger RNA. NCBI's taxonomy places the organism in Eukaryota, Metazoa, Rotifera, Eurotatoria, Philodinida, Philodinidae. The record is from the annotation of a GenBank genome assembly.